Messenger RNA from Monosiga brevicollis MX1, 3678 nucleotides. RefSeq lists its product as uncharacterized. Gene Ontology annotation, molecular function: RNA binding; structural constituent of ribosome. Gene Ontology annotation, cellular component: mitochondrial small ribosomal subunit; ribosome. NCBI's taxonomy places the organism in Eukaryota, Choanoflagellata, Craspedida, Salpingoecidae. Bases 1 to 3678 code for a protein of 1225 amino acids. Gene Ontology annotation, biological process: translation. The record is from RefSeq and is a predicted model, not a curated record. The transcript has 3 exons.
AUGAGCCUGGUCAUCAAGGGUCUGAUCUGCAUGGACUCGGCUCGUCACGAUCUGCACAGUCAUGAGCCUGGUAAUCCAGGCCCUCGCUCCUUUGCUCAAGUUGCUGCGGCAAUGCCUGCCGCCGCCACUGCCACAUCUUCGGCCCCUAUGACCGAGGAUUUGUCAGCAUCGGUGCCCUCUGAGCCAAAUGGCAGCGGGGAGCAACAACCCUCGCCCGAGUCCACAGGGCAGACACAUCAUUCGAUUCCUAACACACCAUCGGAUUUUUUGACCAUGUCUUCGGAUGAAAGCGACUCCCCUCCUCGCUCCACCGCACUCCGCGCGCCCACCCCUAUCGCCCCUCCCGCGCAUGAUGGUGCCGGUGACACAAACGGCAGUGUCACGCCUGAGCCAUUGGUGCAAUCACCUACACCCGCUCAAAUGGUGCUGCCAUAUCCAUCGGGUACACAACAAACCCAUUCCGAUCCCUCUCCGCCCUCUGCUUCACCCCCUGCCUCUGCCAUUUUGCCCGCUGCCGUUUCACAUCCUGUCGAACACAGUGAGCAUGCAAACUCAGCCCCACUUGGCGAAGUCAGUGAGAGUGAAACACACAAUACAGCGAGCGAACACAGUGAGAGUGAGCAAGAUGUUCUUCUCAGCGAUCCCGCUCCGUCCAUCGCUGCCAACGUGCUGGAUGCCCAGCGCAAGGUCCUGCUGAAGACAUCUGGCCACAGGCAACUCCUCGCCUGCCCAUUUGGGCUUUGCAAAUGCAAGGGGCCCCGCCUUGACCGCAAAGGCUGGGUCAAUCAUGUACUACGCGAGCACCCCUACGACGAGCAAGCCACUGAUCUGGUCAAGCAGGUGAUGGAGGCCAAAUUGGUCGCCCAGUGCAACAAGUGUCACCUCUUCUUCGAAGCUGCUGGUAUCAGUCAACACCGCUCCCGAUGUGGUGCCAAUCUGAAGCGAGCGACCGAGGCGUUGUUUCAUGCGGCUGGACACGACCUGCUUGAGAUUAUGCGUGGCGCUUGGCCCCAACAGUGUGUAGGGUCUCGCAUCAGCGCCCGGCAUCCACUGAUGCAGCGCAGCCGCUACCCAUCCAACGCCACCGAGACCAAGCUGAUGGCUGCCACCCUGAGCCAGCUGUAUUGGUCUGCCGUCCACUCGGACUAUACCGCUGAAGAGCGAGAGAUGUGCUGGGCUUUGAUUUUGGCCUUGCCUAGCAUGUUGUUGUCUGCUCCCUCGACCGCACUGUCUACGAUUGACCUGCGCAAUAUGUUUCACGAUCGUCUCCGUUGGCUUGUGACGGGGCAACUAGGUCGGGUCGUGGACGCCAUGCGCAAGGCAGUCGCACGCAAGCAGAGCCGUCAAGGACAGCUGAACGCCGGCGCGGGGGCCCACCCGAACGACGCAGUCGACCAGAGCCUCAGGUCGCUCGUCCGCGACCCGGACCUGGCGGACGAAGCCUGGGCAAACCACGUCACGAACCGUCUGAACCGAGGUCAGAUUGCCAAAGCAUUUGAUGCCGACAAGGCUCGUGCCGUGAUUGGUAAUUCUGAGGUUCAGGCCGUGCGCGACCUCUUGGUACCGCCCGGGCUGACCCCGUACAUUGCUUCGACACCCGCCUCCACGUCUACACUGGCACCAGCCACGGCUGCGAGCUCCCCAAACGUGUCCUUCACCAAGGGUGAGCUCCCCAAGGCGUUGGCGGCCACCAAGGGCGUCACCGAUCCCUAUGGUUGGUCUGGUGAGCUUCUUGCCUCCAUCUACCGCAUCAAGGAGCACUUCAGUCAAGUCUUGGGCCCACGCCAGGGUUCUACCAGCGACCCGACUGCUCCUUCUGAUGGAGACGCGCCUCAGGGCCCCACCACCGCCACUGGAGGUCCUCAGGUUGCCUUGAACAAGAUCUUUCACCACAUUGCCAACAACACCGUGCCCGAGUCGAUUCGACAUGCCCUUUGCUCCAUCAACUACACUAUCCUGGAGAAGGCCAAUGGCAAGUUUCGACCCGUGGGCACGGAUUCCAUCUUCAACAAGGUUGUCAACCGCGCUCUGCUCGAGCAACAGCAGCCCCAUAUUGCCCACUUGCUACAGGCCAGUCCAGAGCUGGCCGUCAGAGUCAAGGACGGCAUUUCAGCAGCGGUUGGCAUGGCCUUUGGUGAGCUUCAAGCCUGUGAGUCUACCCCGGGCUGGACCAUGCUCUCCCUCGAUUUCAAGAGUGCCUUCAACUACACCGACCGAGCACGGCUACACGAGAUUGUGGCCGACAAGGUUCCUGGCCUUUUGCGCGCCUUUGAACGACACUAUGCUCGACCCACUACCCACUGCAUUGUCGACAAGUUCUUCAAGGUGAUUGACAUUGAUGUUGGCCAAGGCAUUGUGCAGGGCAACGAGCUAUCGCCCUUCUUCUUUGCCCUGUACUCCUGUGAGGUCCUGGGUCUCCUCGACGCCACCACUGACUACCGCUGCAAGGUCAUCAAGUACCUCGACGACAUUGUACUGAUGGGUCCCGCGGAGGACGUGGCGGCCGACGUCGAGAUUGUUAAGGCUCGUGCAGAGUCUGCUGGCCUUCAUCUGCAGCCCAGUAAGAGCCGCUUCUACAUGCCUCGUCACCAUCCCGCUUCCAUCGCUGCUAUCGAGUCUGCCUUGCCAGAUGCCGUGCGCGAGACGGCCAACACGGGCAUGACGGUCUUGGGAACGCCGAUUGGCCGUCGCGAGUGGAUGAAGAAGCAGCUGAACGACAAGGCAAAGCACAUUGCUGGCAAGCUCAAUGACAUGCUGACGACCGGUGUCUCGCUUCAGGCCCUCCUCACGGCCAUGCAGUACGUGCCUAGCCUCAUCAACCACCUCUACACGCUGCCCCCAACUGAGAUCAUUGCCCUCCGCUCCAAGGCGGCACUUGACGACCUGAUGGCCAAGUGCGCGCUGGACCUGCAGCAGGCAUAUCUGGCCUCACGCGAGUGGGGCGUUAGCACUGUCUUGACCAUGCGGGGUCGGGACAAGUUGCGUCGCUUGAGCGACACGACCUUUGCCAUUGCGGUUGUGUCCAUGAUGGGUUUUGGCCUCCAUGAACUCAUCAACGUCAAGCCGACGGACAAGUGCCCGCUCUGCAGCAGCAAGACACCUCAGCCGCGACUAACCCGCGAGCACCUGCUGACCUGUCGUCCCAUCAAGCGUCACAACGCCCUUCGCGACGAGAUGGGCCGCCUGCUCAGGUACGCCACCCUCUCCCAUGUCUGGGUGGAAAAGUCUGGCUACAACGCCAACGGUCAGAGCUGCCGCAUCGACCUGCACUGCCGCAACCCUUUUCCCGGCGGUGCUCUGGGCCCAGCUCUGCCCGACCUGGGCAUUGACGUGACUGUGCGCACAGCCCAACCCCCGACCACCUCGCAAGCCUGCAUCAAGGUGGGCGCUGCCCUUCGCCGAGCCGAAAAGGAGAAGCGCGACUACUACACCGGUUUCAAUCAUGGAAAAACUCUGAUCGUCCCUGCGGCGAUGACGACAACCGGUGGGUUCGCCUCCUCCUUUGUGGAUCUGCUUGGUCAGCUCGCCCGCUGCGCCGAGGCCCGUGGUGUGUACCAGCCGGGGCUGGAUGAGGCCUUUGUUCCUCGGUGGAAGGGUCGCUUUGCGGCGCUGGUCCAUCAGAUGAACGCUGACCACAUCCAGCGCCACUUUGGCGGUGUCUGCCUGCGCUCGUCGUAG